GCUCCGCUGCUGCCUUCUUCCCUCCCAUUUUCUCUCGUAACUUUUUUUUUUUCCUUUCCCCUCACUCCCUCCCUCCUUCUCCCUCCCAGCAAAGUGACCGCGGCGGCGGCAGCCCCGGAGCAGCCCCAGAGCCGGACGCCGCCAUGAGGCCCCCGGUGCCGCCGUCGGGCCGCGCGGCCGGGGGCUGAGCCCGGGCGCGAGGGACACCUCGAGGACCGUCCCGCUCCACGCCGCGGCGGCUGGGGCAGGAGGAAACCCUCCGGAGCCCAGGACCCCCGGCCGCCCCCCGGGGCAGCGUCCACCGCGAUGUCGGCGCAGAGCCUGCUGAGCAGCGUCUUCUCCUGCUCCUCCCCGGCCGCCGCCGCCGCCCCCGCCGCCGCCAAGAGCCUCUCCAAGCGGAGGCUCCGCCAGACGCGCAGCCUCGACCCCGCCAUCAUCGGCGGCGGCCGCGAAGACGGCGAGGGCGCGGGCCGGUCUCCGCGGGCGCGGGCGGCCGGCAGCCCCGCGGGGGAACGCUGCGGCCCUCGGGGAGCCCCGCCGCACCUCGGCGCCUCCUUCUCCACGCCCUGCACCCCGCUGGAGCGAUCGCCGCCGGGCAGCGCACUCUUCGACGAGGAGAACCUCCGCGGGAAGCGGAGCUCCGGCUGCGAACUGCCCUUCCUGGCCCGCGCCCCCUCGGCUUCGGCGCUGAGCGGACCCGCCGGCCCCGUCAACAGCAUCUUCUCCUCGCCCCGGCGUUGGCUGCAGCAGAGGAAGGGGCAGCCCUCGCCACCCGGGCCUCGCCCCGCCGCCUACGUCGUGUGGAAAUCCGAGGGUGAUUUCACUUGGAACAGCAUGUCAGGGCGCAGUGUUCGGCUGAAGUCAGUUCCCGUUCAAAGCCUCUCGGAGCUGGAGCGUGCUCGACUGCAGGAAGUGGCUUUUUAUCAGUUGCAGCAGGACUGUGACCUGGGCUGUCAGAUUACUAUCCCCAAAGAUGGACAAAAGAGGAAGAAAUCAUUAAGAAAGAAACUGGACUCAUUGGGAAAGGAGAAGAACAAAGACAAAGAAUUUAUUCCCCAGGCUUUUGGAAUGCCCUUGUCCCAAGUGAUUGCUAAUGACCGGGCCUAUAAGCUCAAGCAAGAUACUCAGAGAGAAGAGCAAAAAGAUGUUUCAGAUUUUGUGGCCUUUCUCUUGCCAUUCGGAACUAAAAGGCAGAACAAAGAACUUUCAAGCAGUAACUCAUCUCUCAGCUCAACCUCAGAAACACCGAACGAAUCCACUUCUCCUAACACACCUGAGCCAGCACCACGAGCAAGGAGGCGUGGCGCGAUGUCUGUGGACUCUAUUACAGAUCUUGAUGACAAUCAGUCACGAUUGUUAGAGGCUCUCCAGCUUUCUUUGCCAGCAGAAGCCCAGAGCAAGAAAGAAAAGGCAAGAGAUAAGAAACUAAGCCUGAACCCUAUUUACAGACAGGUUCCCCGGCUUGUGGAUAGUUGCUGCCAGCACUUGGAAAAGCAUGGUCUCCAGACAGUAGGAAUAUUCAGAGUUGGAAGCUCAAAAAAGAGAGUAAGACAGUUACGUGAAGAGUUUGACCGGGGCAUAGAUGUUGUAUUAGACGAAGAGCACAGCAUUCAUGAUGUUGCUGCUUUGUUAAAGGAAUUUCUGCGUGACAUGCCUGACCCACUUCUCACCAGAGAACUUUAUACACCUUUCAUCAACACUCUCUUAUUAGAGCCAGAUGAACAGCUAAGCACCUUACAGCUCCUUAUUUAUCUUCUACCUCCCUGUAACUGCGAUACCCUACACCGGCUGCUGCAGUUCCUCUCCACAGUGGCUGGCCAUGCAGAAGAUACCACAGACAAGGAUGGCCAAGAGAUCACUGGGAAUAAAAUGACAUCACUUAACUUGGCUACCAUCUUUGGCCCCAACUUGUUGCACAAGCAGAAAUCUACAGACAAAGAGUUCUCAGUUCAGAGCUCAGCUCGAGCUGAAGAGAGCACUGCUAUCAUAGCUGUUGUACAAAAGAUGAUUGAAAACUAUGAAGCCCUUUUCAUGGUUUCCCCAGACCUACAGAAUGAAGUGCUUAUUAGCCUAUUAGAGACUGACCCAGAUGUUGUGGACUAUUUGUUGAGGAGGAAAGCUUCCCAGUCAUCGAGCCCUGAGAUGCUGCGGUCAGAAGGUUCCUACUCCACAGGAGGAAGACAUUCUUCCACAGACUCUAACAAAGCUUCAAGUGGAGAUGUGUCCCCUUAUGACAACAACUCCCCGGUGCUGUCUGAGCGCUCACUGAUGGCAAUGCAAGAAGAAGUUGCCCGCAGCCCAGACAAGCUGUACAAGGUACCUGAACAGUACACGCUGGUUGGACAUUUACAGCCUAAGAUAAAGGAAAAUUCUUCUGCAUCACAAACGGAAAAAGAUGUUUCUGAAGAUCAUUUUGAUAUCUGGGGCACCUGGCAUUCAACGCUGAAAAGUGGCUGCAAAGAUCCAGCAAUAACAGGUUCUCACGGGAACAUUUACGAGAGCAGCUUGCUGCGGCCUGGACAGUGCUCUCUUUCCCAGGGCAACCUCGCCGCAUAUUCUCCUCGGUGGCAGGGCAGCUCCUCUGAGCUGGACGCCAGCAAACAUGUCAUGCGCAGGAGCCAGACGACCGCUGCCAUUCCUGAGUGUCAGCUCCACCCCACGGUCUCUCGGGUCUGCAGUAACCCCCAAAUCGAAGUCAGCAGUAGGAGUUCGGGCCUGUCGCACUCAGAGUCGGAGCAGCAGUUGACUUUAAGCAGUGUGGAAGACCUGAGUGAGCGUGACUCGAACGUGGGUUGUUUGCAGGGCCUAGCCAAGCCCUCCUACAGAAAAGAGCGCCCUCCACCCCCCUACCCGGGCCCAACAAAAACGAGCUCUGCGUUGUCACAGCGAUCCAGCGUUUCUUCGACGUUGCACUCUUUGUGGAGAUUUCAACGCCAAGAAAAAAGUUCAGGGACCAGGGCAGCUGGAGGACCGCCAGCCAGAGCCCCAGAGCAGGCCACCUCCAGGCAGGAGCGGCCAGCCCCCCGCACCCAAGCAGGUCACAUCUAUUCCACGGCACCUCAAAGUCAGAACAGUAAAAACGUUUCAGAGGCGGACUGGCAUGAUUGGCAAAGGGAGAGGUGGCAAAUUUGGGAGCUAUUGUCAGCUGAUAACCCCGACGCUCUCCCAGAAACCCUUGUAUGAUCGGACUCCACGGAACUGCCUCUGUACCCGUGCCUCCGUCUCAUAGGAAAACAACGGUGACAUUGGAAAACGGGGAGGGCUCGUUUGUUUGUUUUGUACUGACUGAAUUCCGUAUCCUUUUGUUUUUUUUAAAAAACUUUGUUCACUUUCAUUUCUUACCAGUGCUGUCAAGCAGUUCCAUUUACAAAUCCAGUAUGUCCCUGUUUUUCAGCGAGCUUUUGAGAAAAAAAGCCAAGAUGAAAAUUUUAGUCUAAUAACUCUGCAUUGCAUACGCUGUGUAUAAAGAAAACCCGUUGCUUUGAUGUCGCUAAAAAGGUAUUUAUAUCUCUGCAGUUUUGAUGACUGUAUAUUCUGUAAUGGGUAUUGUAUGAUAAUCAUCUAUUAUGUUUUCAUAUACAGAUGUCGAUCAGUUGUGACUGCUUGUUUUAAAAAAAUCACUGCACUUAACAUUACCGUGGUAUGCAUUGGAAUUCUAUAGAAAGUGCACAAGCUGGUUUCUGUGCUUAUAUAAAAAAACCUCCCAACCUGUUAAAGGGGAAGUUGUCCUUUUUUUCACUGCCUAUUGAAAAAACACUAAAAUAGAGUGGAACGUGAAAAGCCAUAUAUUUUAUAAGGGUAGUAGUGAAGUUAGAGGGGAAAAUACCAAAUAUUGUUUUUUUCUUAUAAAUAUAUUUGCAAACAAAAUUAAAAUUUGAUACAAGAUUGUAAAAGUAUUUUUUUUAGAUUCUGGUAGAAAGCAGCUCAGAGAAUCAACUUAAGAGCAAGGCCGUGCCUAAACCAACUGAGGAUAUAGUGCAAAAGUCUGCCCUCCCGUUCUAGAGGAAGACCUAUGUUAUGUAUACAGGAUAUAAUAUAUAUAUUUAUAAGUGUAUGAUUUUAUGUAUUGUUCUAAACCAAUAAACUGGAAUCCAAAUUUUUAGAAAACCAAAACAAAUAAAUUGAGGUGUGUAACAGCUGAGAAAGAAUAUGGCUUUUCCUUUGGAAUAACAAAAGCAUCAUCACUAUAGAGGAAGAAAAAAAUAGAAUGCAGACAGACUGUACCGAAGGGAGACACGCAGAGUUUCAGAAGUGAACGUGACAUAUGGAGAAGUUCACAGCUGCAUUUCUAUAAAUAUUUUGCCAAAGUCUGGGUCAAUAGUACUUCAGUGACUGUGUUGCGUCCUUAAAGUGUUGCUGUUUUAUACGUUUUCUGGUAUUUUUGAAUUGCAAUACUGUUUAUGGCCAGCGGGUGGCAAUGUACUUCAGUAUUCUAGAGCAAAUUCUUUUUAUCACUUGGUAAGGGAAAGUGUAUCAUAUCAAAAGAAUUUUAUAAAACAUACUAGUCUUAAUUUUAAUGAAUUGAAGACUUAGUCAGCGAUGUUGUCUUUAAGUUCUACCUUGUGCCAUAAUGACGGAAUAAAAAGCUAAGCAAAAUUUUGAGCAUAUUUUUUGCUCCUUUUUUUUGAAGUCAGGUUUAUCAAAAGACUGCUGUGUGUUUAUUACAUUCUUGAGUGUCUGUCAAAACAUCUAAAAGGCUUAGGAGCUUAAGGACUGCUUUCAAAUACAACUUAAAUAUACAAGAUCCAAAAUUUUACUUGAGCUUUAGGCUUAAAAAUCCACCAAAUAAAGAGUCUGUCCAUCAUAUCUCCAUUUCCCAAGUCAAGUUGUAGGAUAAAAGCACUAGCUCUCAUAGAAAGGGGCAAGAUUUGGCCUUUGACCGCUGUAGGACUGUCAGGCUGGUCAGUUUUUUUUAUGAAUACUGCAUUCAGAAUAAAUCUCAGCUCCUUUUGAUGGUGGCAAGGCUUUUCCAAAUGCUGCCAUUAUAUGAGACUUGAUAGGAAAAGGGUCUUGCAUGUAGCUUGUUGCAGCUGCUGUGUGUCAAUUUAUUAUCAAAAAAAACCCCACCUCAAAUUAAGACGACAGUGGAACAUAAUGAAGGACAAAAACGAGCUCUCCCAAGCAAUCCUCACUAUUUGAUCUUGUCUCAGUAUUAUCCCAGGCUUCAUAUGAAUUGGCUACAGCGAAUUAAAGCUCCCUAAUAGUCCUCCAAACUAGACAUAGAGUAAAUCAUGCUGCAGAGUAUGCUCUGCUCACUAGAUGUCCAUCUCUCCAUUAUAAACCCCUUUCUAAAUACAGACGCACAUGUAUAUUUUAAACGUUUUUAGUGGAAGAUGUCUAAUGAUCACUCAGCCUCAUCAAGAGCUUGCUUUUUGACAGUACUUCUCUCUGUAUAUAAGUGUAUAUGUGUGUAUAUUACCAUUUAUAUGGAGUUUAUGCAAAAAUGGAGUACAAAAAACAAGGUCACUGCUGGAGGACAACCUUGUCAACACACAUUGAAAUAUACAAUUGUUUUCAAGAAAAGAGAUA
Colius striatus (speckled mousebird) is the source of this 5529-nucleotide messenger RNA. RefSeq names its product Rho GTPase activating protein 6 (gene ARHGAP6). Lineage: Eukaryota; Metazoa; Chordata; Aves; Coliiformes; Coliidae. Gene Ontology annotation, biological process: signal transduction. The transcript has 13 exons. The record is from RefSeq and is a predicted model, not a curated record. Bases 307 to 3183 code for a protein of 958 amino acids.